Cavia porcellus (domestic guinea pig) is the source of this 1862-nucleotide messenger RNA. It is a transcript of the gene Prpf31, whose product is annotated as pre-mRNA processing factor 31. Bases 149 to 1648 code for a protein of 499 amino acids. Gene Ontology annotation, cellular component: precatalytic spliceosome; U4 snRNP; U4/U6 x U5 tri-snRNP complex. The transcript is spliced from 14 exons. The record is from RefSeq and is a predicted model, not a curated record. Lineage: Eukaryota; Metazoa; Chordata; Mammalia; Rodentia; Caviidae. Gene Ontology annotation, biological process: spliceosomal tri-snRNP complex assembly; mRNA splicing, via spliceosome.
GGUCGGGCGCUAAGAGUGUUCUUCCAGCUGGCCAAUCAGAGCGCAGCUUUGUCGCGUUGGCGCACGUGACACGUCAUCAAUGAGCGCCCGCCUUGUAGCCUGGCUAAUCUCCUAGGGACCGCGGUUCGCGGGGGGAAGAGGCCUUGGGAUGUCUCUGGCAGAUGAGCUCUUGGCCGACCUUGAGGAAGCAGCAGAAGAGGAAGAAGGAGGAAGCUAUGGCGAGGAAGAAGAGGAGCCGGCCAUCGAGGAUGUGCAGGAGGAGACCCAGCUGGAUCUCUCUGGGGAUUCGGUCAAAAGUAUCGCCAAGCUGUGGGACAGCAAGAUGUUUGCCGAGAUCAUGAUGAAGAUCGAAGAGUACAUCAGCAAGCAAGCCAAUGCUUCGGAAGUGAUGGGACCAGUGGAGGCAGCCCCUGAGUACCGAGUCAUUGUGGAUGCCAACAACCUGACUGUGGAGAUCGAGAACGAGCUGAACAUCAUCCACAAGUUCAUCCGGGACAAGUACUCGAAGAGGUUCCCUGAGCUAGAGUCCUUAGUCCCCAACGCGCUGGACUACAUCCGUACGGUCAAGGAGCUGGGCAACAGCCUGGACAAAUGCAAGAACAACGAGAAUCUGCAGCAGAUCCUCACCAAUGCUACCAUCAUGGUGGUCAGCGUCACGGCCUCCACCACGCAGGGGCAGCAGCUCUCUGAGGAGGAGCUGGAGCGGCUAGAGGAGGCCUGUGACAUGGCGCUGGAGCUGAAUGCCUCCAAGCACCGCAUCUACGAGUACGUGGAGUCCAGAAUGUCCUUCAUCGCCCCCAACCUGUCCAUCAUCAUCGGGGCGUCCACAGCAGCCAAGAUCAUGGGUGUGGCUGGCGGCCUGACCAACCUUUCCAAGAUGCCCGCCUGCAACAUCAUGCUGCUCGGCGCCCAGCGCAAGACACUGUCCGGCUUCUCAUCCACUUCAGUGCUGCCCCACACCGGGUACAUCUACCACAGCGACAUUGUGCAGUCGCUGCCCCCGGAUCUGCGGCGGAAGGCAGCCCGGCUGGUGGCUGCCAAGUGCACUCUGGCUGCCCGCGUGGACAGUUUCCAUGAGAGCUCAGAGGGGAAGGUGGGCUACGAGCUCAAAGAUGAGAUUGAACGCAAGUUUGACAAGUGGCAGGAGCCCCCUCCGGUGAAGCAGGUGAAGCCCCUACCUGCACCCCUCGACGGGCAGCGGAAGAAGCGCGGGGGCCGCAGGUACCGCAAGAUGAAGGAGCGGCUAGGACUGACAGAGAUCCGGAAGCAGGCCAACCGCAUGAGCUUCGGAGAGAUAGAGGAGGAUGCCUACCAGGAGGACCUGGGCUUCAGUCUGGGCCAUCUAGGCAAGUCGGGCAGUGGGCGCGUGCGGCAGACACAGGUGAAUGAGGCCACCAAGGCCAGGAUCUCUAAGACACUGCAGCGGACCUUGCAGAAGCAGAGUGUGGUGUAUGGCGGGAAGUCCACCAUCCGGGACCGCUCCUCGGGGACAGCCUCCAGCGUGGCCUUCACUCCUCUCCAGGGCCUGGAGAUUGUGAACCCGCAGGCAGCAGAGAAGAAGGUGGCCGAGGCCAACCAGAAGUACUUCUCCAGCAUGGCCGAGUUCCUCAAGGUCAAGAGCGAGAAGGGCGGCAUCACAUCCACCUGAGAGCCUGCCAGGGGGACUGUGCUGGGCAGGGUCCUGCAAAGAGUCGCCCAUCUCUGCAUCAGUGCUGGCGGGGUACCCUGGGAUGAGUGUGUCCCACUCGGGGCAGAGAGGUCUCGUGCUCGUGGCUUUCUAAUUUUAACUAUGGGACAGGAGAUGCCUUCUGUGGCGAGAGUACAAUUAAAAGUAUGGCCUCUGGUCUGAGGUUUGUCCUGGG